Lutra lutra (Eurasian river otter) is the source of this 4321-nucleotide messenger RNA. RefSeq names its product potassium voltage-gated channel modifier subfamily G member 4 (gene KCNG4). The transcript is spliced from 3 exons. Lineage: Eukaryota; Metazoa; Chordata; Mammalia; Carnivora; Mustelidae. Gene Ontology annotation, molecular function: delayed rectifier potassium channel activity. Gene Ontology annotation, cellular component: voltage-gated potassium channel complex; membrane. The record is from RefSeq and is a predicted model, not a curated record. Bases 252 to 1982 code for a protein of 576 amino acids. Gene Ontology annotation, biological process: protein homooligomerization; potassium ion transmembrane transport.
GCUGCUGCUCCACGCAGCCUGGUGAUGGAGAGAUUAUUUCUGAGCCAUUCCCAUUCCCCCCCACCCCCGCCCCCGCCUCUCUUGCAGGACCACGCCGGCUGUCCCUGUGGGGCUCUGAGCGCAGAGCCCAGCCCGCUGGCUCCCUCCCAGCACGAACCCCGCGGACUCUCACCUCUCCCGGGGAGAAGGGGCUUCCCGGGGAGAAGGGGCUUCCCGCUGCCCCAGGGCUGUUCCGCAGCUGCUGGAGAGAGAUGCGGAAUGAAUGUACUUUCAGGAAGAGGCAAGGGAAGAGAGCUUGGAAACUAACUCUGCCAGAAACUGCCGUGUUUGGAAUUUUUCUUUUCUUCUGCUGCAUCUCCACCGCGAGCCCAUCUCUCCCCUGGCCGUCGAGACGCGGGCUCCCCCGGCCCGGCAGAGAAACAGCUGGAAAAGGGCUCCCUGAGACAGGAGGGCCAUCUCCGGCGAUGCCCACCCCCUUCCGAGCCAGGGGCCUGCCUCCCGGACACCUGCGCCGGGGCUCCUGCAGCCCCCUGAGCCAGCUCCUGCCCGGCCGCCUGCCGCGGCCCGCCGCCAAGGGGCUGUACUACCGGAGGGCUCGCAGGGUGGGCGCCCUGGACGCGUCCCCGGCCGCCGACCUGAAGAAGGAGAUCCUGGUCAACGUCGGGGGCAGGCGGUACGUGCUCCCCUGGAGCACCCUGGACGAAUUCCCGCUGAGCCGCCUGAGCAGGCUCCGGCUGUGCCGCAGCCACGAGGAGAUCGCGCAGCUCUGCGACGACUACGACGACAACCAGGAGUUCUUCUUCGACCGCAGCCCCAGCGCCUUCGGCAUGAUCGUGAGCUUCCUGGCGGCCGGCAGGCUGGCGCUGCUGCGGGAGACGUGCGUGCUGUCCUUCCGGGAGGAGCUGGCCUACUGGGGCAUCGAGGAGGCGCGCCUGGAGAAGUGCUGCCUGCGCGAGCUGCUGCGCAGGCUGGAGGAGCUGGCCGAGCUGCGGCAGCAGGAGACGCUGCACCUGCGGCGGGAGGCGCGGCGCCCCGCCGGGGACCCCUCGCGCUGGGGGGUCUUCAUGCACUGGCUGCGCGAGACGGUGGAAAACCCGCGCUCGGGGCUCCCGGGCAAGGUCUUCGCUUGUCUGUCCAUCCUCUUCGUGGCCACCACCGCGGUCAGCCUGUGCGUCAGCACCGUGCCCGAGCUGAGGGCGGAGGAGGACAAGGGUGAGUGCUCGCAGAAGUGCUACUACAUUUUCAUCGUGGAGACGGUCUGCGUGGCCUGGUUCUCCCUGGAGUUCUGUCUGCGCUUCGUGCAGGCCCGGGACAAGUGCCAGUUCUUCCAGGGGCCCCUGAACAUCAUCGACAUCCUGGCCAUCUCCCCGUACUACGUGUCGCUGGCCGUGUCCGGCGAGCCCCGGGAGGACGGCGAGCGGCCCGGCGGGGGCUCGUACCUGGAGAAGGUGGGGCUGGCGCUCCGCGUGCUGCGCGCCCUGCGCAUCCUCUAUGUCAUGCGGCUGGCGCGCCACUCGCUGGGGCUGCAGACGCUGGGCCUCACGGUGCGCCGCUGCACGCGCGAGUUCGGCCUCCUCCUCCUCUUCCUCUGCGUGGCCGUGACCCUCUUCUCCCCGCUGGUCUACGUGGCGGAGAACGAGUCCGGCCGGGUCCUGGAGUUCACCAGCAUCCCGGCCUCCUACUGGUGGGCCGUCAUCUCCAUGACGACGGUGGGCUACGGGGACAUGGUCCCGCGCAGCGUGCCGGGCCAGAUGGUGGCCCUCAGCAGCAUCCUGAGUGGGAUCCUCAUCAUGGCCUUCCCGGCCACGUCCAUCUUCCACACCUUCUCGCACUCCUACCUGGAGCUCAAGAAGGAGCAGGAGCGGCUCCGCGCGCGCCUCCGCCACCUGCAAACGGCCGCCUCCGCCAGCGAACACGAGCUUCUGAGUGACGUGGACGACCCGACCCCCGAGGGACCCGCCUUGCCCGCCAAAUACGUUUAACUCAAAACCCGUGGUGAAAAGGGCAGGACCCGCAAGCCACCCCCCACGGGGCUGGAGAACUCCGGGUGUAGACCACCCGCUGGGAUGUUUCUAGGGCCCCGGGGGCACUUUCCAAGCUAGGAGGGGCUCGAGGCCGCGGGUGUUUGCUUGUUGGGAUUCUUGACCCCACUGGCCACCACGGUUCCUGCUGACCUUACUGAGGCUCCUUGCUUUUUCCUCUCUCUGUGCCCAUCACCCAGCACAUCCACUCUUUCUGUUAGCUCAGCCGUCCUCCACUCUUCUUCCUCCCCUGAGGUCUCCCAUACCCCAGGCUGGGGUCCAGACACCCAUAAAACUGAGCCUACAGAACUCCAUUCCUCCCCGAGUCUCUCUUUCCAGGGCCACCCUACCACCAGGAGCUGGAGGGGUGAGUCACUGCAAACCCUUCUGAUCAGAUCUCCCCACCCAACCCCAUAUCAUGGGUUCCAACAGAGAUCAAUAUGUCCUCUUUCCACUCCCCAUGGCCAAUGGCAUUUUCCUAAUGCCGUUCCCUCCUCCCUGGCUCUGGAAGCUCUCAGCCAAGAAGGCAGAACUGACCUCUGUGUUAAACCCCACAUUGGGAGCCCAUGCCCAUUCCUCCUAAUGGGCCUGGGACCUGGGCAGGAUUGCCCCUUGCCUGCACAGCCGGCCCUCCUUGCCCAACUGGACUCUUGGUAGGAAACAUUCUCCACUUAUCCAGUUCUUAGCCUUGACUGAGGCUAACCCUUGCAGGGCACUGCAUCGGCCCUUGAGAGAACCGUUCCUGCGGCUGGCUUCUCCAGCCCUGCCGAGACCUUGGCUUUCCGCUCUCAGCUAUGCCACCGCAGAUGCAGGAGAGCUUCAAUGCCGACAUGGGGGCGGCCUUGGGGUCUGCCCCUUGCUGCCUCUCCAGACCAGUCCCUUGUUGCCAGAGGGUAAUUCCUCCACUGACACUGAAAUAGGUUUCUCUAGUAAUCUGUUGGUUCAUGGACAGAUUCAGCCCUUUGCAGCCAAUGAGGAAGCAGGUGCAGGACCAAGUUGUUCAAGAUAAAGGCAGUGAGACCAGAGCAAUGACUCCUGAGAUGGAGACCCAUGAGGAGGGAUGUUUGGGGAGCUGAAGCUGGAGAGGGGGUAGGGAUGGGAAGGUGGUGGGCUGUGCGGGCUGAGUGGAGGAUCUGGGCAUUCUGGUGGAUGCUGGAAGAUGUGGUGAUGUGGCCGGACUACAGAUGAUGCCCCCCGCAGCAUACAGGGACACCAGCGUGAGGCAGAUACUGGGCAGCUCAGACAGGCUACAAGGGGCUCCCCCCCUCGUAUUACUAGAAAUCCAGUACAGGAGGUGGCCUGGGUCACAAGUGCUGAGGCAGUCAGGGAUAGGCAGAUCUGAUGUGGUUUGUGUGUGAGCAUGUCAGUGUUUCAUCCCUGGGGACCACUUACCCACUCUUCAUUCAUUCCGCCAGUAUUUAGCACAGGCCUGCUAAGUGCCAGGUUCAUGCCUCCCUCGGACUGUAAUACCAGGCAGCGUUCCGGCAGCUCGGGCCCCGGGGAGCAGCCCGCACCAGUGUCUAGCCGCAAGCUCGCCUUAUCUUAUGGGCAGCCCUCAUUCCCUUUCACUCCCCUGGGUGCCCUCCCAGCCGAGGGAGGGGUACAUGUCUCCAUCCCCCCAGCCCCCAAAAUCGACGGGCUGACCCCAUUCCUUCCCACGCUGACGUUUCACCAAGGAAGCUCUUUGCACAGUGGCCCGGUGGUCACACGCAAGGGAAGCCCUUACCCCUUAUAAAAUUCCCACCCCGUGCCACCUGCCCCGGGAAGUGAAUAGCAGAGUCACUCUGAGCUUCGGUUGUUCGGGACCUAGGUGCUCACUCACGCCCAGAUUUUCACUCUCUGUGUGCCCUUGGCUCCUUUCCUUCUGUCAAGUGUGGGGCUUUGGCUAGAUCGGUGAUUUUCUGGCUGGGGCUCCAGCAAGACCUUCGGGGCUGCUCUGUGGGUAGAGGGCUCUGCGUCGUAAGGUAAAACCUUUGCAGGCAAUGCUUUUGAAAAGAAUGUGAGAAUUUCUAGACACUCUCCCACCUCCAGUCAGGGUCCCUUGGACAGAUGUGGAGAUCUCACCCCAGAACCAAGGAACAAGCCUGGACGGCCAGUGGAAGACCCCACAGCUGGCCCUCCCUCUUCUGAUUGGAGGCCUUUUUCCCGUGCCGCGUGCCUGUGCCCGUCCUGGGGUGGCUCCCGCCCGGGCAUCUGCUUCUCCUCUGGUUCCCAUCCCAGCCGUCUGAACAACAGCGGGCCAGGACUGGAAGAAGCCUAGGUGAGCGCAGAGCCAACGUUAUGACACAAUUGUGUCUUAA